Microtus ochrogaster (prairie vole) is the source of this 854-nucleotide messenger RNA. It is a transcript of the gene Polr1h, whose product is annotated as RNA polymerase I subunit H. Gene Ontology annotation, biological process: DNA-templated transcription; termination of RNA polymerase I transcription. NCBI's taxonomy places the organism in Eukaryota, Metazoa, Chordata, Mammalia, Rodentia, Cricetidae. The record is from RefSeq and is a predicted model, not a curated record. Gene Ontology annotation, cellular component: RNA polymerase I complex. Gene Ontology annotation, molecular function: zinc ion binding; nucleic acid binding.
AGCCCGCCGGGCGCACUCACUGCCCGACGCCCCGCGAGCCGGCGCUCUAGCCCUCGGCGGGCUCUGGGUUCUCGUUGCACCACCUCCAAGGCAAGACCCCUGUGUCUCACUAAUUAAUCCCUUCGCUCAUCUGCAAUGGAAAUGGCCAGCCCCCACUCCAACUUUCAAUCAGACUUGGAUUUCUGCCCGGAUUGCGGCUCGGUCCUGCCGCUGCCCGGAGCUCAGGAUACUGUCAUCUGCCCUCGCUGUGGCUUCUCCAUAGACGUGCGAGAUUUCGAAGGAAAGGUUGUGAAGACCUCGGUUGUGUUCCACAAACUGGGGGCGGUCAUACCUACAUCUGUGGACGAAGGACCUGAAUCCCAGGGACCAGUGGUUGACAGGCGCUGCCCUCGAUGUGGUCAUGAGGGAAUGGCGUACCACACCAGACAGAUGCGCUCAGCUGAUGAAGGACAGACUGUCUUCUAUACCUGUGUCAACUGCAGGUUUCAGGAAAAGGAAGAUUCUUGAUCUCUCCUGGCAACUCAGCAACACUGCUCUUCCUCUUGGGAGGUGAAGACAGUCCUUUGAGGCCUCCCUCCCCUCUGGGUACAGUGCUCUGUUCUCAGAAUAAGAUUAUCACCCCCAGCUGGGCGAUGGUGGUGCACACCUUUCAUCCCAGCACUUGGGAGGCAGAGGCAGGUGGAUCUCUGUGAGUUCGAGGCCAACCUAGUCUACGACAGCUAGUUCCAGGACAGGCUCCAGAGCUACAGAAAACCCUGUCUCGAAACCCCCCCCCCAAAAAAAAAGAAAAGAUCAUCACCCCCAAAGCAUUCCUUCCCCAAGCUGAAUUUACUAAAGUUAUAUUUUCUACGAAA